AUAGAGUGGUGCAUACCACUGUCGCCGCUCACUGCGGGGACAUUUACCGGCCGAAGAGCGCCUUUUCUGCACAAACUGCACGCCAAGCCUGGCCACACACCCGCGCAACACUCCUACGGUCCGUUUUUUUGAACAUACACAUUCCGGAUAUCACCUCCACGGGCACAAUUAUGUGCACAUUUCGCUGAUCCCUACUUGGCGGGUCCCUUCGGAAGAAAGUAGCCGGGUUCUCCGCGUCAUCCGCCUCUUCUUGCACGGAGGAGCACAUUUGAUAUGAGGGACAGUCAUGGACGCAAACCGGGGAUUUAAACGCUUGCACAUGGCGGCGUGCUCUGCAGCACAAUGAGGACGGAAUAAGGCAAAAGAAAAGAAAAGAAGAGGGGGACUUGAUCAAAGUAAAAAGGAGUUGACUGGAAGAUGGCACAAGUGUGAAGGUGAUUCAUCGCCUCCAAGGCCAGAGGGAAGCCUUUCAGCGGUCACGGCGAAAAUGUCAUUAUUUUGACAUCGCCACUUGACAUGCACUGUUCUGCUCGCAUGCUAUGGACCAUGGCACAUUAAAACGCCAAAUGGGAGUUAAUGUAUCACGUGUGGGUUCGUUUCUGAAUUAUAUGCCUUCGAAUGUGGACGUUCCAGUGUGUUAUUCAAGGCUGAAGCUUUAGUGUUUCUCUAUGCUAAUGUGCAAGGCCAGGAGAGGAAGCCACGUUGAGUCGUAAACAGACAAGCUAGAACGGGGGGUCGGUAACCCGCGGCUCUCGAGCCUCAAGCGGCUCUUCAGUGCCACCCUAGUGGCUCCCUGGAGCAAUUUAAAAAAAGGUGUCACGUGUGCGCGGCGCACUUGGUUGCGCGGAGUUGCCACCUCUUGGAUGCACGUUGACCAGACAGGCAGGAGUGCAGGGGAAGGCGUUGUAGCAGAAGCAUGCCGCUGGUGAAGCGCACCAUCGAGCCCAGGCAUCUGUGCCACACGGUGCUGCCCAGGAACAUCAAGAACGAGCUGGAGUGCGUGACCAACAUCUCCUUGGCCAGCGUCAUCCGCCAGCUCAGCAGCCUCAGUAAAUAUGCAGAAGAUUUGUUCGGGGAGCUUUUUAAUGAGGCGCACACCUUUUCCUUCCGGGUCAACUCCCUGCAGGAGCGCGUGGACCGCCUCUCCAUCAGCGUCACACAGCUGGACCCCAAAGAAGAAGAAUUGUCACUACAGGACAUCACAAUGAGGAAGGCCUUCCGGAGUUCCACUAUCCAAGACCAGCAGUUGUUUGACCGCGAGUCGCUGCCAGUUCCAAUGCAGGAGACCUUCCAGGCUUGCGAGCAACCACCACCUCUCAACAUCCUUUCGCCGUACAGAGAUGACGGGAAGGAAGGCCUAAAGUUCUACACCAAUCCUUCCUACUUUUUUGACCUGUGGCGAGAGAAGAUGCUGCAGGACACGGAAGACAAGCGCAAGGAGAGGCGGAAACAGAAGCUGGAAAUGCCUUAUCAUGCGUGUCCCGAGGGCCUUAUAAGCGUCCUCUCCGAAACCCCUCCUCCUCCUCCUUUCCUCACCCGCCCGGAGUUGCAGGACCCCCGCAUGUAUGAUCAGGUCUAUAGGUACUUAGACCUUCCUGGGCAGCUGAAGGCCAUAGACCGCCCUCAGGACGGCGAGAAGGUGCCCCGGGCGCCGCACGACCGCAAGAAGGAGUGGCAGAAGCUGGCGCUGGGUGCGGAGUUGGCGCAGGACAUACCUGACAACAAGCACAGGGAGUCCAACGGCUCUGUUGGCUACUCUGACAACAGGGCUCAGUUGUAUAUGGAACAUUUGGACGGGCCGUUCUCGCUGGCGGCACUGCCCUACAGCCAGAUGAACGAGCUGCUGAGCCGUAGCGGGGACAGAAUGUAUUCCCGGCCCAAUGACCCUCCUCCGCCUCCGCCGGCCAUGCACCCGCUGGGGGAGAUCAAGCCGCCCUCUGUCAUCAGUUCCAGUUCAGGUUUUUCAGACAGCAGACCUCAGUCCCCAGCAAGGACGGCGGGCCUCAGCAACGCCCACCCACCUCCGCCGCCUCCUCUCCCCCCGCCGCCGCCCCCUCUACCGUCCUCCGGCUUACGCGGCACUCCACCUCCCCCUGUUCCUCCCCUACCGGCCCAACACCAAUCCCUGGCGAUACCCCCUGCCCCGGCCCCUCUACAGAUUGCCCCAGGGGUGCUCCACCCUGCACCUCCACCAGUGGCGCCCCCGCUUCACUCCUCUUCCCCGGCCCGCCUCCAGCAGGUCCUGGACAAGGGCCUGGGGGCGGAUGGCACGGUCCUGCCUCCUCCCCCGCCGCCUCCUCCUCUGCCCCUCGCCGGAGCGCGAAGCUCCUCACCCUGCCCGUCGGGGCCCCUUCCUGUGCCGGCGCUUCCGUUGGCGGGGGCGAUGGCCUCCCCGCCUCACCACUCCAUGCACGAUAUGGCAGCCAAGAGGCACCAUCCCGCCAACCUGCCACCUAUCAGCGAUGCCCGCAGUGUUCUGUUGGAGGCCAUACGAAAAGGCAUUCAGCUGCGAAAGGUGGAGGAGCAGCGAGAGCAAGAGGCUAAACACGAGCGAGUGGGCAACGACGUGGCCACCAUCUUGUCCCGACGCAUCGCCGUGGAGUACUCCGACUCGGAGGACGAGUCAGAGUUUGACGAGGGGGACUGGAUGGAAUGAUAGUCAGCCUGCGGACACCUUCUUUUCCUUUUGCGUCUGUCUUGUCGUGGAGAACUCCCAUUGCUGUCCGUGUUGUGGUCUUUUUUUAGUGGUUCCGGACUUCAUUCCGUUCUGUUUUCUUUUAAGAAUAACCACUUUUUCCUUUUCUUUUUUUUUCGUGUCUUACCUGUAAUGUAUAAAAGAAAACAGAAAAAAGACAUGAAGGCAUGAUGCAAUUAGUUCUUUAGCACAUUUUCACCACUUUGUGGAUGGAUAUAAUAAUAUUACAUGCUCUUUUUUUCCGCUUUUUUGUUUUUUAUCAACAUACCUGCAGUUUUCUCAGGCUCCAUUGCUUCAUGUAGCCUCAGAACAAAACAGUGUGUUUGAUCGAAGGACUGCACGACCUUUAACCCCAGGGAAAUACACGCUUGGAGCGUCUCUCCCUGUCCAGGUGGUGUGGCGUCCUCCAAGGGCCACACAUGCUUGUCCAUAUCAGGAAAGACGAAUCUCUGAGCCAUUAUUUUUAAGAGUAUUUUACUUGUCACAAACAUGGACACCUGUGAAUGGAUGUCGCUGUAGUUGUCCCAAAUUAAUAUUUAGUCCAGGUACAAUUCAUACACCAACAAUGAAGGCAGCUUCCCCCUCCACACACACAGAGAUACCCUUUACUGUGUAACGAGAGGCCUUACCUCGUUUGCUUCUAUGGGGAAAAAAAAAACAGUUUUGUGUGAUUAAGACGUUCGGCCAUCAUUUCUGUCUGUCCUGUUCUUUCUUCGACUUGCCUUAUUGUCCGUACAAAAAAACAACACGUGUCGUUGAGUUGAUGAAUGUAUCGUGCCGUUACUACUUCUUACUUGCCUGCGCUUGUAUGGAUUUGCUCUUUCUAUGUUUGGGGGGGAUGAGGAAGGACGGAGGGGAUGGGGAAAGGCGGCAGAAAAGCCUGGUUCGGAAGACAGAGGAAAAAAGAUUAAUAUCAUGUAACUUAUGUAACUGUUACAAUUUGCUUGAAUUAAUAAAACUCUAAUGAAUCCUC
This is a messenger RNA of Nerophis ophidion (straightnose pipefish), 3668 nucleotides long. RefSeq names its product WASP family member 1 (gene wasf1). Gene Ontology annotation, cellular component: cytoskeleton. The coding region runs from base 917 to 2656 and encodes 579 amino acids. NCBI's taxonomy places the organism in Eukaryota, Metazoa, Chordata, Actinopteri, Syngnathiformes, Syngnathidae. The record is from RefSeq and is a predicted model, not a curated record. Gene Ontology annotation, molecular function: actin binding; Arp2/3 complex binding; protein kinase A regulatory subunit binding. The transcript has 12 exons. Gene Ontology annotation, biological process: actin cytoskeleton organization; positive regulation of Arp2/3 complex-mediated actin nucleation.